GCAAAUUUGGCAUUACGCAGCCAUGUUCUAUUUAAUGCUGGACCAAAACAUGCAGCUAGGUUAGUUCAUAUUGGCUACACCUAAAGGCGAGUCCGAUGAUAUACAGCUUGUUUGGGAUGGCUGGGCUAAGUUCUGACCAUUUCCUCGUAAAUACCACGAUGCAAUUCUGUGCCAAUUUUUUCAAUGAAAUAUUUAGGCUGAUUGAAUAUCUUAGCGAAGUUAUGAAAAAUAUGUCAAACCGAAUAUUGUAGUUGUUGUCCAAUUGUGG
Messenger RNA from Cylicocyclus nassatus, 268 nucleotides. The record is from the annotation of a GenBank genome assembly. Lineage: Eukaryota; Metazoa; Nematoda; Chromadorea; Rhabditida; Strongylidae.